Messenger RNA from Mesocestoides corti, 6351 nucleotides. The record is from the annotation of a GenBank genome assembly. NCBI's taxonomy places the organism in Eukaryota, Metazoa, Platyhelminthes, Cestoda, Cyclophyllidea, Mesocestoididae.
AUGUCGAUUAGUUCUGAAAUCACGAAUUUGGACGAGUUGCGGGAUCCCUCGGGCAUCUUCGCUUUGAUCGAGGUGGUCGGAAAGGGUACCUAUGGCAACGUCUACAAAGGACGACACAUGCGAACCGGGCAGCUGGCUGCUAUCAAGGUCAUGCCAAUCACGGAAGAGGAUGAAGUGGAAAUUCUCCUUGAAAUUAACACUCUUCGUAGGCUCUCAAAUCAUCGAAACAUCGCCACGUACUACGGGGCCUUCAUUAAAAAGGCAACGCCGAAUGAUCACUUAUGGCUUGUUAUGGAAUACUGCGGUGCCGGUUCGGUGACAGACCUCGUCAAAAGUGAGUUUGGCCAUUUUUACGCAGUGCGUCACUCCGCGUUGUCAUUGUCCACGUCUCAUGAACAUCGGCUGGCUGCUCCUGUGGGUUGUCCGAUUUCGGCGGCCGCCUUCACGCACCUGCGCGCCCAGUGUACCCGUGGCCAGUCGUUGAAGGAGGACUGGAUCGCGUACAUCUGCCGCGAGAUUCUUCGGGUACGUUCCAGUCUAUCUAAAACUUUGCGGUCACUCGAUUCAGUGUGUUCCGUUACCCUUGGAUACACUCAUCAAUCUGCUGCUCUCCUUGCAGUCUCAAGUGUCCCCUUGAGGCACCCAGUUCCUGCAAACUUGGUCCGUCUGUUCCAGAGUUCUUUCACACUUGUCCUGCGUCACAAUUCUGGCCUUCUUAUUGGUCGGAACUCCACCGAACAGGAUCUUGUAAUUCACCCGAUCAACAGUGUCGCGCGCUCGGCGCUGACCUGCCAAUCUAUGGUGCAUCGCAUGUGCACAAACAAUGGUGCCAGGCCAACGCCCCUUCCCCGCGUCCGUGUUCCUCGCCUGUGCCCUCCUGUCGGCCACCGCGUCGCCCGCUCGUCCGUCCGCCAUCGAUUGGCGGCGGCGGCGGCGGCGGAGGCGUCAUCAGCUGUUUCACGCGUCAUCCGCGCGCGCGUGUGUGUCCACAUGCACCACACCACCGCGCUUGGGGCUUAUUCAUAUGCGCCCAUGGCUGGCGGCCGCGCGCAGACAGUGGGUGACAGCACCGUGGCGGGUGUCGCUCCGUUGUGCUCUCUCAUUAACGCUUACCCCAUGAUACUGUGGACCACCAAAAUCUCUCCAAUUAUUGACUUAUCGGCCGGAGGAAGAGGUGGUGGUCGGGCUACAGGUCUCUCCCACCUCCACGCCAACCGCGUAAUCCACAGGGACAUCAAGGGUCAAAACGUCCUUCUGACCGACAACGCCGACGUCAAACUGGUGGACUUUGGUGUGAGCGCGCAACUGGACCGAACAAUCGGCAAGCGAAACACCUUCAUCGGAACACCUUAUUGGAUGGCUCCGGAGGUGAUAAACUGCGAGCAGGACGCCAACUGCACGUACGACGCGCGCUCCGACAUCUGGUCGCUGGGCAUCACGGCCCUGGAGAUGGCCGAGGGUCGUCCGCCGCUCUGCGAGAUGCACCCCAUGCGCGCCCUCUUCCUCAUCAUGCGGAACCAGCCACCGCGUCUGAAGACGGGCAUCGGGGCGCGCCAGUGGUCGCCACGCUUCCACGACUUCAUCUUCAAGAGCCUCGCCAAGGACUUCCGCAAACGACCCACCACCACCGACCUCCUGAAGCACGAAUUCGUCGCCAAUUUGCCCAAUGAGCGUCAGGUCAGAAUCCACCUGAAGGACUACAUCGAUCGGCACAAACGAACGCGGCGAAGUGAGUUGCGUGGUCUGGUUUUCGUUACGCCUGUGCGCUCGCUUCUAGCGGGGCUUUACGGUGCACAAACUGGCCAAAGAGCAGUUGACGAGAAAGACAAGGUUUACGAGUACGAGGGUAGCGACGCGGAGGAGGAAGAGGAGGCGGUGGUGGCGGGGGCGGGUGACGUAGACUCGGCGCCGCCACCUCCCAACCCCAAAGACGACGCUCGCGGCUUCCCUCAGCCCCCACCCUACAGCCAACAGCAGCAGCAGCAGCACAAAGGCCUGCUCCAGCACCAACAGCCUCCACGCGGCCAACGGCCCGUUGCCAUGGCUCCGCGUGGGCACCAGCCCUCCUACCUGGCCGCGCACCACCGUAGCGCCGCACCGCCGCCGCAGCAGCACAUGAUGCAGUUGAGGUCAGGCAUGUACAGGCCUGCGCCCGCCGUGCAACUCCAACAGCGCAACUCACAGGUCUUCAACAACGGUGACGGUGCAUCCCGCCACUCGGUGAUCGAGGCCCCCGGCGAGCCAAGCACGGCCGUGGCCGCGGAGGAGCACACGCUGCGGCAGAAAUUCGCCCGGUUCCAGGAACGCGAGCGUCAUCCCGGUUCAGGGGCUGUUCACCAGGCUAACGUGCCUCCGCAGAACCACCACUACCCCCAGCAACAGCAGCACGCCUCCUUCCAGCAGCAGCAACAACAACAACCCUUCUCUCGGGGUCCGAAGCUCGGCGUGACGGCCACCACCGCCAAUGCCAAACCCGGUGAGGAGAAGGCAGACGAUUUGCCCCACCACUUCCCCAUGCAGCAGCAGCAGCACCGAUCAGCGAAACAAUUCUUCGUUGGAAACGGCGGAGGCGGCGGUGGCGUUGGCUCGAAGCAGUCCCACGCAGUCGAUGUGCCAUCUUCUCGACAUCAGAACAUUGUGACGCCCAAAUUCCCCCCAGCCAGAGCCUCCGACGCGACGAGGCAGCAGCAGCACUCGCGGGCUCCCCAUGCCCACUCCUCGUCUCCCCUCGCCAAACAGCCGCAGCCCGCCGUCUCCCUCCAUCAGCACCAGCACCACCUCCCGCCGCCUGCCUACUUGUCGCGCAAUAGCAGCGCAGGCAGCAACAAUGGCACGCCCACGCGUCAACCACCGGUUGUACGAUCCCAACCCACACUCUCUGAGGAUGCUCCUCCGACUCCCAUCUCCACGCCGAGUGUGAGCCAGCAUCGAUUUGUGCGUCAACCCAUCCUGGGACUGUCGCGCAACGGCCGCGCAACCCCCCCACCUGCCCAGCCGAAACAACCACUACCACCACCACCCGUCUCCUCCAACGCUCAAGCGAGCAGCGGCAAACCCGAGACGCCUAGCAGCCUCCUGCCCCAGCCCAUGGGCCUCCUAAACCUCCUCAGACAGGCCCGUCUUAACCCCACGGCGAACGGUCUCAUUGGCUUAAGACAGAGCCAAAAAAUGCUCCGUGUUCGCACCACCCCCAUCGCCCCUGCUACCGCCACCACCGCUACCACCGCGGCAACCACCUGCACUGGUUGGUUCGGUUCUUCGGCCAAGUCCGAAGAGGCGAAAGAAGGAAGGGAGGAGGAGGAGGAGAGGAGGGUAAGAAGUCACUCUCCCACCUCCUCCUCCGCUUCCGAAGGUGACGUAGCCAUGGCUGACGAUCGUAGGAGCGAGUCCGCGUACAUUUUGCGCCCACCGCCUGGCCUGCGACCCAAACGCCGAUUGGCGAAGCCGCGGCCGGACGAAAUCAUCCUGGUGGACGAUGAGCCAGAUCCGGCCGCCGCCACCAGCCCCGUCGUCCAAUCUCACGUCUCCGAGGUGCUGAGGCUCCAAGCCUGGGACGUAUCGUCCAUGGCUAGAAUUAUCAUCAGUCACUAUCACUUGCACGUUAGAUUCUGUUCCCUCAUUACCCUAAGCGCGAAACUGGGGAUGUACUCCGGUCAGCCCGCAGCCGCUGAUUCAGUUAGCGAAACAAUUCUGCUCCUCCAACCGAUUCCACCACCUCCCCUCUCUCCUGAACUUGAUCGUCUGGCGGCGCAGCUAACCGAUAUGGGAGCAAAGACUCCUCUGCCCGCGAAGGCUAGCAACGGCAAAACCGCGGCUGCCGUCUCUCCCUCCCCCUCGCCUCCCUCCUCUCCUUCAUCGACCUCCUCCUCCUCCUCUCCCCACGGUUCUAUCUCCGACGACUCUCCAGAGCGUCGUCGUGGAGGCGCCUUCCGUGGCGAUGACGACAAUCGACGACAAACGGUCGUCGAAAAGACUCCAGAGGACGACGCCGAUGCUGAAGCUGCGGUGGUUGCCGAAGACGAUGAUGACGUCCAGCCGAAGGACCCCGACGCCGAAGACGAGGAUGCUGACGACGACGACGGUGAAGUCGAGGUGGUGGAGGAGGAGGGUGAACAGGGUGCAUUGGACGAGGAAGAGACAGAGCAUGUGAGAUCCACCUUGUCGAUUCUGCGACCCAAGAGGUCGGAGGAUGAAGCUAGCGACGCACCGAAAUCUGAGAAUUGCACUGGGGAAAAACUUUUACGUCGAGCUGAGGCUCCCCCGGUCCCCCACCGGGACGAGUCGGCCUCACCACCCCCCCUGCCACCCAGGUGUGUGCCCCCCCUUACCUCCACUCCGGGACCGCUUGCUUGCUUCCCACUCCUCACGACCUGUGUCAACGGUCUCCAGUUGCAAUUGGUUAGUUGUUAUCCCCCGGAACUACUCAUGGACGUGGCUCCACGACGUGAACGCCCCGUUGAGGCGAGGAAGAGCGACUCUAGGCGUUACUCCGCCCCUCCCGGCUACCUGGUGCCCAUGUUACCCUCUGACGAGUUCACGAAGGAGACGCUUAGCAGCCUCAAUUCGAUCCUCGAGUCCUCCGCGGCACCCUCCAACCAAUCACCUUCGCGGAACCACGCGGCUGCGUCGGAGGGCGUGGAGACGAUCCACCGACGUCCACACCCCGACCCUCUUCAGCAUCAGCUCCCCCAACAGCCCCAACGCCCCAGCAGCAUGGUCUACACCGGGGGCGGCGGUGGCGGAGGCAAGAUGUGGUCCAAUGCUGAAGACACUCCGGUGACCAACUUUGGCGCGGUGGCUCCCAGCCAACAGGCAGCUGUCGCUGUUCCGCAACAUCAUCGUCUCUCACAGGACGACUCGAGUCGCGGCGCCUUGGUGGCAUCUCGUCGCGUCGUCGUGCCCCAAUCGCCCUCCUUCUCCUCCGGGCUUCACCUCCCCUCCUCCGUGUCCGCAGCCACCGCCGACGCUUCCAACGCGGCGGCCCCCCCACCCACGGCGACGCCGUCCAGUAGACCUGCUGAACCCCAUCGGGUGGAGUCGGGCAAGGGGCCGUCACAGCUUCUGCCGACCACCGUGGAGGUGGCUGCGUCGCCGCUGCCAAACCAGCAACACGAAGACACCCCCGAGGUGCACGUCUACAAGAAGCGCUUCAGCUCGGAGAUCCUCUGUGCUGCCAUGUGGGGCGUAAACCUGCUCAUCGGUCUAGACACCGGCCUCUCCCUCCUCGAUAGGUCUGGCGAGGGAAAAGGUAAAUCGUCCUGCUACGUCAAGCAUCUCACCCAAUCAGGUCCAAUUUGGCUGCAAAUAGCUGAGAACUCAUCCGUCUAUCACGUUGUCACUGGCGACUCGGUUCCCAUGGCUUUUAAGCGCUGCUUCUCGCGUCAUAAACUAGUCCAGCUAUUCCUGGUGUGCUUGUCUAAUGCCGACAUCGCGCUAAGUAUAGCUUGUCAAAAGAACAACGCUAUGAAAUUGAUUUGGCGAGUUAAACAGGCAGCGAUGUCGAAGCAGUUCUAUUCCCUCAUCAGUCGACGUAGAUUCUCCCAAAUGGCUGUGUUGGAGGGCCAGAACAUCCUGGUGACGAUUUCCGGCCGCAAGAACCGCCUCCGGGUCUACUACCUCUCGUGGCUCAAGAGCAAAAUCAUGAAAUCCGAAGGGUGCGACAAAAAGAAUGGAUGGGUGAAUGUGGGUGAAAACCUUCAUGGUGCGGUGACCUUCAAAAUCGUAAAACACGAGAACAUCAAGUUUCUGGUGAUUGCCCUACGCGACUCAGUAGAGAUCUACGCGUGGGCUCCCCGUCCCUACCACAAGUUCAUGGCGUUCAAGCAUUUCUCAUCCCUGCACUUCCGACCGCUUCUCGUGGACCUGACCGUGGAGGAGAACCAACGCCUCAAGGUCAUCUACGGCUCAGAAGCCGGCUUCCACGCCAUCGACCUCGACACCAACACCGUCUUCGAUCUCUACCUGUGCCCCAAGCCCAACCGCGCAACCAUCACCCCUCAUUGUAUAGUUGUGCUGCCAAACACCGACGGACUGCAGCUGCUGCUUUGCUACGACACCGAGGGCGUCUACGUGGACACGAGCGGGAAGAUGACAAAGAACGUGGUGAUCCAGUGGGGCGAGAGCCCGACGUCCGUGGCGUACAUCCCGUCGUCCGGCCAGCUCCUGGGCUGGGGCCACCGCGCGAUCGAGGUGCGCUCGGCCGAGACCGGCCACCUGGACGGCGUCUUCAUGCACAAACGCGAGCAGCGCUUCAAGUUCCUGUGCGAGCGCAACGACAAGGUGUUCUUCUCAAACACGCGCUCCGGCUCGUCCCAGGUCUCCAUGAUGACGUUGAGUGGUAUCCACUGGUGA